AUGGCCUUGGCCCCAGACCGGGCAAAUCAUGUAGCAGGCCUCAAAGUAAGCGAAUGCAUUAAAACCCACACGCCACUGAAUAUGCCGGAUCUUACGGCUUACACGGUAGCCUGGAUCUGUGCUAUUGGCACGGAGCUGGUGGCCGCCAAACAAUUUCUCGACGAAGAGCAUGACAUUCCGGACGACCUUCCUCCUUAUGAUGAUAAUACAUAUAUCCUGGGAAAGAUGGGCAAAGUCCACAUAGUUAUUGUUGCAUUACCCCAUGGGCAAUAUGGGCUUGUUAGCGCUGCCAUCGUCUCUCGGGAUCUGGCACGUAGCUUUCCACAUGUUAGGUUUGGACUAAUGGUCGGCAUCGGCGGUGGUGCUCCAAGCCCAAAGCAUGACAUUCGGCUAGGUGACAUUGUCGUGAAUUCACCAGGCUCUGGCAUGGGCGGAGUUUUGCAGUAUGACUUGGGGAAGACAAUACAGGAUGAGAUUUUUACCAUCACAGGACACCUUAAUCAGUCGCCGCAGUGUUUGCUGAGAGCAAUUCCCUUCCUAAAUGCCAGAUACGAGAGCGAUGGUCACAAUAUUGAUGCGAGAAUCGGUCUUGUUCUCGACAAGAAAUCGCGACUACGGAACAAAUACCAAAAGCCCGACCCCGAUACAGACAAGCUAUUCAAGUCAUCUUACAAACAUUUAGUGGGACAAGAACAGGACUGUUCGACUGUCUGCACCGACGAUUCCCAGUUAAUUCUCAGAAGCUUACGAGACGAGGAGAGCCCGAUGAUUCAUUUUGGGCUUAUCGCUUCUGCAAAUCAGCUUAUGAAGGAUGCUCAUAUCCGUGAUAAGCUAUCGGCCGAGAAAGAUGUCCUUUGUUUCGAGAUGGAGGCUGCUGGACUUAUGAAUCACUUUCCCUGUCUUAUCAUUCGUGGCAUUUGUGACUAUUCAGAUACUCACAAGAAUAAGGCUUGGCAAGGCUAUGCGGCAAUGGCGGCUGCUACGUAUGCAAAGGAUCUUCUCUGCGAGAUUACUCCAAGGAAAGUUGAAGCUGAAAAGAAAAUCAGCGACAUUCUAUCCGGCUUCCAAGAAAUUGCACAAAAGAACCAAGACGUUUUGAAAGAGAACCGUGAUAUUGCCAAAGAGCAGCUUCAAGUCCAGAAAGGUCUAGCCGAAGAAAGGCUGUCCGAAGAACAACAGAAAUGCCACCAGCUAUUUCGCCUUACAACCAGCAACAGAGGUGCUACAUACGAGUGGUAUAAAGAUCGGACGGAAGAAAGGAUUGAGAACACAUGCAUGUGGUUCCUUAAGCAUGAGCACUUUCAGUCAUGGUUAAGCCAGGAAUCUGGUCCCCUGCUAGUGUCAGCAGACCCUGGCUGUGGAAAGUCGGUGCUGGCCAAGUAUCUAAUCGACCAAGGCCUGCCACGAUCAGCAACUAUCUGCUACUUCUUCUUCAAAAAUCAAGACCAGGAUACCACCCGACAGGCCCUUUGUGCCUUACUUCACCAACUCUUCUCUCUAAAGCCACCUCUGAUUGAACAUGCUAUACCACAAUUCCGCGAAAAUGGGAAAAGCUUGGUCAACACCACAGCAUCUCUUUGGGAAAUCCUACAGAAUGCUGUGAGAGAUCCCCGUGCAGGACCUGUGAUUAUCGUCCUUGAUGCCCUAGAUGAAUGUGCUGAAUCCGAAUUUGCGGACCUUGUGCGACAUGUGCAAAGUCAAUUCAGCAAUAAUCACUCGGAAUAUAGCAAGUUAAAGUAUCUUCUAACAUCCCGCCCAUAUGAUCAGAUCCUAUCCGGAUUCUGGAGUCUUCUGGAAGCAUUUCCGAAUAUCCAUAUACCUGGAGAGGAUAAAUCAGAAACGAUUAGCCAGGAGGUAGAUCACGUCAUUGCGUGCCGGAUCAACCAGCUGGCACUGCAGAGGAACUUGCCACCUGAGAUCAAGAGCCACCUGGAGCAUAAGCUUCAGAAAGCUUCUCACCGCACGUAUCUUUGGGUAUACCUUGUGUUUGAUUACUUGAAGACAGCCAACUUCAAAAAAACACCGAAGGGGAUUGAACUUGCUGUUGCAACACUUCCGAAAAGCGUCAAUGAGGCAUAUGAGCGGAUCCUCAGUAAAACCAACGAAGAGCUUAUGGUUCGGAGAGUCCUGAGUAUUAUCUUGGCAGCGAGACGGCCUCUAAAUCUCUCAGAAAUGAACAUUGCUGUCAAUAUCGGCUAUAAAUCCAAGUCUAUCGACGACCUCGACUUGGAAGAUGACAAGGAUUUUAAAACACGUCUCCGAUCAUUGUGUGGACUUUUCGUCUCAAUCCAUCAUGGUCAUGUUUAUUUCCUCCACCAAACGGCUCGCGACUUUCUCCUCGCAGAUUUGACAUUGUCCCCAACCAUAACAUCGGAUUUCCAUUGGCAUCACUCUUUUACCAGCCGCCAGGCACACAACGUUCUUGCGGAGAUCUGCGUGCUCUUUCUAAAUUUUCUGAACUUAAACUCCAGCUCGCUUACAAACAACCUUGAGAGAUUCGACAGCAAUCACAAAACACAAGUAUUUUUGGCAUACUCGGCUGCAAAUUGGGGCUCUCAUGUCCGUGAGGCUGAUCUUAUGGACGAUGCUACCAUUAUACCUGCCGUUCUAGCAAUUUGUGAUACAGCCUCAAGGAGCUACUCGGAGUGGUCUUGGUAUGAUUUCUUUUUCCGGACCGAUGUUUCAACCGAUCUCAUGAUAGCGUCUGUCAAUGGACAUCAUACUAUUACCAAAAUACUUCUUGAAAGUGGCAGAGAGAUCGAGGCACAAAAUUGCUUUGGUCAAACGCCGCUAUUAUUAGCAGCUAGAGACUGUCACGAGGCUACUAUCAAGGUGCUGCUUGAAAAGGGUGCAGACAUCGAGGCACAAGAUAACCAGGGUCAAACGCCGCUAUUAUUAGCAACUAGAUACGGUCACGAGGAUAUUAUCAAGGUGCUGUUUAAAAAGGGUGCAGACGUCGAGGCACAAGAUAACCAGGGUCAAAUGCCGCUAUUAUUAGCAGCUAGAGACUAUCGCGAGGCUACUAUCAAGGUACUGCUUGAAAAUGGCGCAGAUAUAGAGGCACGAGAUAACCAGGGUCAAACGCCGCUAUCAUCAGCAGCUAUAAGUGGGUAUGAGGAUAUUGUCGAGCUGCUGAUUGAGAAGGGAGCAGACAUCGAGGCAAAAGAUAACCAGGGUCAAACGCCGCUAUCAUCAGCAGCUAUAAGUGGGUAUGAGGAUAUUGUCGAGCUGCUGAUUGAGAAGGGAGCAGACAUCGAGGCAAAAGAUAACCAGGGUCAAACGCCGCUAUCAUCAGCAGCUAUAAGUGGGUAUGAGGAUAUUGUCGAGCUGCUGAUUGAGAAGGGAGCAGACAUCGAGGCAAAAGACAGCGAGUACAAUCGCACGCCGCUAUUUUUAGCAGCUACAAAAGGGCACAAGGAUACUGUCAAGCUGCUGAUUGAGAAAGGAGCAGACAUCGAGGCAAAAGACAGCGAGUACAAUCGCACGCCGCUAUUUUUAGCAGCUGCAAAAGGGCACAAGGCUACUGUCAGGCUACUGCUUGAGAAGGGAGCAGACAUCGAGGCAAAAGACAGCGAGUACAAUCGCACGCCGCUAUUUCUAGCAGCUACAAAAGGGCACAAGGAUACUGUCAAGCUACUGCUUAAGAACGGAGCAAACAUCGAGGCAAAAGACAGCAAGUCCAGUCGCACACCACUCUUGAAGGCAGCUGAAAACGGUCACGAGGCUACUGUCAAGCUACUGCUUAAGAAGGGAGCAAACAUCGAGGCAAAAGAUCGCUAUCUUCGAACACCACUAUGGCAGGCAAUCAUUUGUCUACACCAUGCUACUAUUCAGCUACUGCUUGAGGAGGGCGCUGAUACUGGCUGUAUAGAUAUAGACGCUGACGUACCUCUAGUAUUUGCAGCUGAGAAGGGGCCUAGGACUCUUGUUGAGCUGCUACUUGAAAAAGGUGCCUUAGUUGAGUGUACAAAUGGUUACGACGAGACACCACUUUUGGCAGCUGUACAGACGGGAUGUAAAGACAUUGCUGAGUUGCUCCUAGAGAGAGGCGCCGCACUUGAGUGUCAAAACAGAUCGGAAGAGACACCGCUACUAGCAGCAGCUCAAAGGGGGCACUAUGACAUCAUUGAGCUACUCCUUGGGAAGGGGGCUGUAAUUGAGUGUAAAAAUAGAUUUGGUCAGGCACCACUGUUGGUGGCAGCUGAUCGGGGGUAUGAUGACAUUGUUGGGUUGCUGCUAGAGAAGGGCGCUGCAGUUGAGUGCCGUAAUGCAUAUAGGAAGACACCGCUGAUUGUGGCAGCUCAAAGGGGAUAUGAUAGUAUUGUUAAGCAGUUACUUGAGAACGGUGCUUCUGUGGUGUCCGAGGAUAUAUUUGGCCAAACAGCACUGGACUGUGCCGUUGAAAAAGGAUUUGAGGCUAUGGCGAAUAUUCUACGUCCAGAUUCUUAG
Fusarium sp. VM40 is the source of this 4449-nucleotide messenger RNA. The record is from the annotation of a GenBank genome assembly. Lineage: Eukaryota; Fungi; Ascomycota; Sordariomycetes; Hypocreales; Nectriaceae.